CCAGCAAGGUCGAUUCGUCAAUUCUAACAGGCAUUAGGAUAUAUAAGCACGAGCUGAAUCUUAACAUUCACGACAGUUGUCAUUUGGCCAGCCAUGUCUUACAAAGCUCUUAUCCUUGCUUUUGUCGCCAUCUUCGCUUUCGCCCUGGCUGAAGAAGCAGUAAGGGAAAAGAGAGGUCUUCUUGGAUUCGGUGGAUUCGGUGGAUACCGUGGAUUUGGUGGAUACGGUCUUGGAUAUACCAGGAGCUUCGGUCUCGGAUACCACGGCUUAGGUUACGGAGGAUAUGGGUACGGUGGAUUUGGCAGGGUUGGUCAUGUGUUCCCCGGCUAUGGAUUAGGAUACGGCUUCCUCCACUAAGUCUAAACACGACAGAAAAUUUCACCAUGUAAAUAAAAUUAAAAUAAAACAUUUGUGGUAAAA
This is a messenger RNA of Cimex lectularius (bed bug), 420 nucleotides long. RefSeq names its product cuticle protein 6.4-like. The record is from RefSeq and is a predicted model, not a curated record. The transcript has 2 exons. The coding region runs from base 94 to 357 and encodes 87 amino acids. Lineage: Eukaryota; Metazoa; Arthropoda; Insecta; Hemiptera; Cimicidae.